Molecule: messenger RNA, 1635 nt
Organism: Akanthomyces muscarius
Lineage: Eukaryota; Fungi; Ascomycota; Sordariomycetes; Hypocreales; Cordycipitaceae
Exons: 1
Coding region: 1-1635 (544 amino acids)
Biological process (GO): rRNA processing; positive regulation of transcription by RNA polymerase I
Cellular component (GO): nucleolus
Molecular function (GO): protein binding
Source: RefSeq, a predicted model, not a curated record
AUGGCGGCGCAAGUCGGACCGCUGCCGCAGCUCAAGCUCGCCACGGGCCCGGCACCCAUCACGGCCGAGCAGCGCUACUGGCGCACCUUUAAGAACCAGCUGCUGAUGCCCUCGCCGACGAGCUACCCGGUGACGCACAUUUCCUGCGGGAGCGGCGACACCUUUGCCGUGACGACGGGCACGCGCGUGCAAAUCUACUCGACGCGCACCCGCAAGCUGCUCAAAACGAUCACCCGGUUCGGCGACGUGGCCCGCAGCGGCGACAUUCGGCGUGACGGCAAGGUGCUGGUGGCGGGCGACGACAGCGGCAAGAUCCAGGUCUUUGACGUGAACUCGCGCGCCAUCCUGCGGACGUGGACGCAGCACAGGCAGCCCGUGUGGACGACGCGCUUCUCGCCGACGCAGCCGACGGCGCUGCUGAGCGCCAGCGACGACAAGACGGUGCGGCUGUGGGACCUGCCGAGCGGCGAGCCCGUGACGACCUUUGCGGGCCACGCCGACUACGUGCGCGCGGCGCGCUUCCUGCCGGGCACGACGUCGAGCAUGAUUGUCUCGGGGAGCUACGACGCCACGGUGAAGCUGUGGGACCCGCGCACGGGCAGCCGCGCCGCGGCCAUGACGUUCAAGCACGCCGCGCCCGUCGAGGACGUGCUCGCGCUGCCAAGCGGCACCACGGUGCUGGCCGCCGCGGACCACUGCGUCAGCGUCCUCGACCUGGUCGCCGCCCGCCCGCUGCACAUGAUCAACAACCACCAGAAGACGGUCACGUCGCUCAGCCUGGCGUCCAACGGGCGCCGCGUCGUCACGGGCGGCCUCGAGGGCCACGUCAAGGUCUUUGAGACGACGGGCUGGAACGUCGUCAACAGCGUGAAAUACCCGUCGCCGAUUCUCGCCGUGCAGGUCAUCCCCUCGGCCGUCAGCAACGACUCCUCCUCCUCGGGCAACAACGACGACGGACCUGCCGCCGUGGACCGCCAUCUCGCCGUCGGCAUGCAGUCCGGCGUGCUCUCCCUCCGCACGCGCCUCACCGGCCCCGAGGCGCACCGCGAAAAGGAGCGCGAGCGCGAGAUGGACGCCCUCGUCGCCGGCCGCUACGACUCGCUCGAGGCGAAAAAGGCCAAGCGCAAGCGCCGCGCCGCCGCCCAGCACCGCCUCGACCUCGUCGGCGAGGGCGCCGACGUCGUCAUCGCCCACGAGGCCUCGUCCCUGUCCUCGUCGCGCAGAAAGGAACGCCCCUGGCAGGCGGACCUCCGCCACGCGCGGUACGCCGCCGCCCUCGACCAGGUCGUCGACCGCGCGGCCAAGGACUACGCGCCGCUCAGCGCGCUGAGCCUGCUGCUGGCGCUGCGCCACCGCGGCGCCGUCCGCGACGCCCUCGAGCACCGCGACGAGCAGGCGGUGCUGCCCGUCCUCAAGUGGGUGUGCGCGUACGUCUGCGACCCCCGCUACGUGAGCGUCUGCGUCGAGGUCGGCCUGCACCUGCUCGACCUGUACGCCGAGUACGCGGACGCCUCGGCCGAGCUGGCCGAGGGUUUCAAGACGCUGCACAGGCGCGUCCGCAGCGAGGUCGACCGCGCGCAGGUCGCGAGCCAGACGGGCGGGAUGCUGGACAGCCUGAUCCUGGGGUGUGUCUGA